This is a messenger RNA of Eutrema salsugineum, 1749 nucleotides long. Its product is annotated as eukaryotic peptide chain release factor subunit 1-1. The transcript has 3 exons. Gene Ontology annotation, cellular component: cytosol; translation release factor complex. The coding region runs from base 137 to 1441 and encodes 434 amino acids. The record is from RefSeq and is a predicted model, not a curated record. Gene Ontology annotation, biological process: cytoplasmic translational termination. Gene Ontology annotation, molecular function: sequence-specific mRNA binding; translation release factor activity, codon specific. NCBI's taxonomy places the organism in Eukaryota, Viridiplantae, Streptophyta, Magnoliopsida, Brassicales, Brassicaceae.
CUUUUAUUUAUUAGAAAAAGUUUCUCCCAAAGGAACAUAAAUAUCUCUCUCGUCUAUUUUUUUUUAUUUUUCUGAGAAAAAUAUCUCUCUAGUCUUGGCGUUGUUCUCUCGCGUAGUUUCUUCUUCAGGUGUUAAAAUGGGAGACAAUCACGACGACGACAAGAACAUUGAGAUAUGGAAGAUUAAGAAGCUGAUCAAAUCCCUUGAAGCCGCUAGGGGAAAUGGAACUAGCAUGAUCUCACUCAUCAUGCCUCCACGUGAUCAGGUCUCUCGUGUUACCAAGAUGUUGGGUGAUGAGUAUGGAACCGCAUCAAACAUCAAGAGCAGAGUCAAUCGCCAGUCUGUUUUGGGGGCCAUAACUUCUGCGCAGCAAAGGUUGAAACUUUACAACAGGGUCCCUCCCAAUGGCCUCGUGCUCUAUACUGGCACCAUUGUCACCGACGAAGGCAAGGAGAAGAAGGUCACGAUUGACUUUGAGCCUUUUCGACCGAUAAACAACACUCUCUACCUUUGUGACAACAAGUUUCACACUGAAGCUCUGAAUGAAUUGCUGGAAUCGGAUGAUAAGUUUGGUUUUAUUGUAAUGGACGGUAACGGGACUCUCUUUGGAACUCUGAGCGGUAAUACCCGAGAGGUGCUUCACAAGUUCUCUGUUGAUCUUCCGAAGAAACACGGAAGAGGAGGACAAUCAGCUCUUCGGUUUGCUCGUCUCCGUAUGGAGAAGCGUCACAAUUACGUGAGGAAAACCGCUGAGCUCGCCACGCAGUAUUACAUCAACCCUUCUACAAGUCAGCCUAACGUGUCUGGUCUGAUCCUCGCCGGUUCAGCUGAUUUCAAGACUGAGUUGAGUCAGUCAGAUAUGUUUGAUCCUCGGCUCGCUGCGAAGAUACUGAAUGUGGUGGAUGUGUCGUAUGGAGGAGAAAAUGGUUUCAACCAGGCUAUCGAGCUGUCAUCUGAAAUCUUGGCGAAUGUGAAAUUCAUUCAAGAGAAGCGUUUGAUAGGGAAGUACUUUGAGGAGAUAAGCCAGGACACGGGGAAGUAUGUGUUUGGCGUGGAAGACACGUUGAAUGCUUUGGAUUCAGGUGCUGUCGAGACACUAAUCGUGUGGGAGAAUCUUGAUAUCAACAGAUUUGUGAUGAAGAACAGUGCAACGGGUGAAACUGUGAUAAAACACUUGAACAAGGAACAGGAAGGCAACACGGAGAGUUUCAAAGCAGGCAAUAGCGAUUUGGAUGUGGAGGAGAAGAUGUCUUUACUGGAGUGGCUGGCUAACGAAUACAGGCGUUUUGGUUGUGCUUUGGAGUUUGUAACCAACAGAUCGCAAGAAGGGUCUCAGUUUUGCAGAGGGUUUGGAGGAAUUGGAGGGAUACUUCGCUACCAGCUUGAUAUGACUGCCUUUGAUUCCGAGGAUGGAGAAGUUUAUGAUGAUGAUUCUGAAUAGCAAUCAAUCAAAUCCUCACCAUCGCUGGUUCGGGAAGAUGGCACACCACCAAGCUUGAACCAGCCUGCGCGGGCUAUCGGGGUCACGCAGAAGAUAAUUCGAAAUUAAAUGAAGAAGCAUCUUUUUCAAAAGGUGUCGAAUGAAGAAACAGGUGAAGAAUGAAGAAGAGAGUUGGGAGAAUGAAGAAGUCUUUGCUAUAAUUUACCUUUGUUGUUUUUCUUAUUUCAGUAUCAUGAUACUCUCUGUCUGAGAGCAAACAGUGAUUUUUGUUUGGAUUGAUGAAUAAAGUUGGGACGACCAACACUUUG